Molecule: messenger RNA, 480 nt
Organism: Paramuricea clavata
Lineage: Eukaryota; Metazoa; Cnidaria; Anthozoa; Malacalcyonacea; Plexauridae
Source: the annotation of a GenBank genome assembly
AUGUAUACAAAUUGUUGCGUCCCUAAAUGCACUAAAAAAGGUUCCAGAGAUGAGAACGGGUCAAAAAUAUCUUAUUAUAAAUUCCCUGAUAACUCGACGAUCAUGAAGCGAAAGUGGAUUCAUGAUCAUGCAAUUAGACGUGACGAAGGAAAAUAUUUCACAAUAACAAAGUGGACUAAAGUCUGCUCAAGACAUUUUAGAGAUUACGACUUUCAGAAAACACUGAAUGGCAGGAGAAAAUUGCGCCCGAACGCUAUUCCUUCGCAAUUUGAAUGGACUAGAAUGUCACCAAGAAAGCGCAAUGCACCUACUGUACGCGUGCCUAUAAUUGAUACUUCUAAUCCCAAUGAUAAUUUCUCGAGAGAUUUGAACUUAGAAACUUCAACUUCUGAUGGGCAAAAUAACGAAAUUACUAGUGAUUGCCCCUUAAGUAAUGUAGAUCGAAACACAAACGGUGUCAAAUCAAAUCAGAUCAGUUGA